Adineta ricciae is the source of this 1005-nucleotide messenger RNA. The record is from the annotation of a GenBank genome assembly. NCBI's taxonomy places the organism in Eukaryota, Metazoa, Rotifera, Eurotatoria, Adinetida, Adinetidae.
AUGGAUGUUUUUCUUAUUGCAAUUAUUUUAAUAUCUAUAAUCCUACUGAAAAAACUCUUCACUCCUGCUGUUAAUCCAUAUCGCUACCCGAAAAUUCGUAAUUGGGCUGAACAGGGAAGAUAUUUUAAUUUUAACGGUUAUCCAAUAUUUUACUAUGAUUCCGCCUUACGUGAUAAGUCAGCUGGUAGAAAACCGACGUUAUUGCUUUUACAUGGAUACCCAACCUCAUCACUAGAUUGGUUGCUCAUGCGAGACGACUUAGAACAACAGUUUCAUAUUAUUGCUCCAGAUUAUAUUGGCUACGGUCUAUCAGCCAAGCCUGUCUCCUUCUCGUAUACAAUAUCUGCUCAAGUUGAUAUGAUAGAGCAAUUACUGAGCUCGUUAGAAUUGUGCCAGUUUCAUAUUAUAGCGCAUGAUGUUGGCGAUACGAUUGCUCAAGAAUUCUUAGCAAGACAAUGCGAUCGUAGGCAAUACAUCAUUCAAUCGACUAUAUUUCUCAAUGGUGGGCUAUUUCCAGAAACACAUCGUGCAUUUUUCAUGAUGAAAAUGCUUAAGACACCUAUUAUUGGCGUCAUUCUUCAAUUUAUCAUACCACGAACAUUGUUUGGCUCAGCUAUCAAUCGAGUAUUCGGUCCAUCAACCCAGAGAAGUCAACAAGAAUUAGAUGAAAUCACUAACCUAUUAUUUUACAAUGCUCCAUACAAUCUCUUACAGCAAUUACAAUGCUAUAUCAAUGAACGAGUUAGAAACAGAGAUCGAUGGGUCAAUGCUAUGAACACAGUACAAACAUUCAAGGCAAAUCCUAUACGAAUCAGGCUUAUCAACGGGCCCAUUGAUCCUAUAAGUGGACGACAUAUGGUAGAUCGAUAUCGAGAGGUCAUCGCGAAUCCUGAUACAUGUCUACUGAAUGAUAAUAUCGGCCACUACCCGAACUUAGAAGAUCCUGCAAAUACAUUGAAAUAUGUUUUUGAUUUUCAUAAUUCGAUUUCAACUUUCAACGAAUAA